AACGCUGCAAUUAUGGACGCCACGAAAUCGGAGAAGGCGCGUGUGGCGUGAGCUGAACCCGCAAAGGGACCCCUCUCUGUGCUCCCCAUCAGUCAACCCACGAUGUACAACGAGAGUGACAUUCUCGUUUCUCUUUCCCGCUCAUGGAUACUUCCCUUCCAUGGCGCUCCUCAAUUGGAGCUCCGCGCCUCGAAUGGAGUCUCGCGAGAUCUGGGGCGUCUUGCUAUGUCCGGACAUGACCGGGCCACGCAACGCCUCGUCUGUCGACGGUCAUUACAAGAAGAAUGUGCGUAGAUUAGUUUAAGAGUGAUAUGGGCCCACGCCCCUCGAUUAAAAUCUUCGUGUCUCGCAAGAAUCGUUUUCUCGGUAAAGGAAUUGGGUGAAGAAUCAAUAUGGAGGCCCCCACUGCACCAACCGCCUACGAUAGCAUCUACGAUCGACUCGCCAUGAUGAAACUCGCUGCCCAUGAAGUGAACCCGGUCGAAGAUUUCCCCGACAGCGCUUCCGUGUCGACGCUUCACCGCGAUGGUGUCCGCGCCGCCGAUGACGCGGAGUCGGUUGUCUCCCACAGUCAAAACCUCGGAGUCGUUCGCCACUCGCACCGGCGUUCGCUGUCGAGAUCUAGCUCCCUAAUCUCGCAACGUCGGCGCUGGGCUGCGUCAGAGAGCAUUUCCAAAGCCGAAAGUCACUUCUUGGCCCUGGCCGAGUUGAUCUCGAGCGCAUCCAGGGAGGCGACUUCGUUGCGAGGAUCGUGGUCGAACAUCACCACCGAGCAUGAGAGUCUGAUCGAGGAGCGGAAUGAGCUCCAUGAGAAGAUCUCUCAUCUCAUCGAGCAAGCUGAGACUCACAAACACAACCACCGUCAACACGAACGCGAGCUCAUCGAGAAACAGCGCACCAUCGAGAAGCUCUUGACUGACCUUGCCACUGCUGCCUCGCAUGAGGUGACGGAGAAGAAGAGAUAUGCCGAAGUCAAAGAGGAAGUAAAGCGACUUCGACAUGAACUCCACGAAAGCGACCGUGCCCGUACACAUCUUCAAUCGGAACGCGAGUCGCUCACCAUGGAGUUGGAUGCAACAAAGUCCAAGCUACGCUCCGUCGAGGUCGAGCGCGACACUGCUCGUCGACAGUCUCAUGAACAUGAACACCGCUACCGCGAAGUCCACCGCGAAAAAGAAGAGUUGGCAACUAGAUUGGAGGAGAUCAGCAUCGAGAUCGAGACAUAUCGUAAAGAAAUCACUUCACUCAAGCAACGUCUCACAGUCUCGGAAACGGAGUGUGUUGCAUAUGCCGCGCGACUCGAGAAGGCGACUUUGGAAGAGAAGAAGCUCCGCAUCCAGAUCGAUGAGUACUUCCAUGCCGUGUCUACCCUCACAGAGAAGUGCGAGAGCUUCGAGUUGGAGAUCAAGGAGCACCACGAGACCAUCUCCACCUUUAAGAGAGAGAAGAGUGAGCUUUCCCUUGCCAUUGAGCAGGUCCGCCGUGAGCUGAAGCUUGCAAUCGUGGCACGCCAAAAGAUUGAAGAGGAACACUCUGGUGAUUUCCAUCGUCAUGAGAAAUUCAGACUGGAGAUUGUCUCCUUGAAAGAGCGCAUCACAUCCCUGGAGGAAGAGCGGGCAUCCCUCACAGAGAAGAUCGAGCAACAACGAUCACACCACCGCCACCUGGUCGCAGAGCAGACAAGGACUGCAGAUGAGCUCCGCCGCACAAGAUCCGAGCUUGAAGAAUCCUCACACCACGCCCAUACUCUUCGAUCCGAGGUGGAGGAGCUCCAAUCCUCCAUCGUUCGCAUGCGGACCGAGCGGACCACCCUCAUCGAGCGUUCUGAGACCGCCGAGCGCCGCCUCGACGAGCUCCGUCACAAGCACAACGAGUACGAGCUGGAAGUGACCCAAUACAAACGCCGCAUCACAACCCUCGAGACAGAGCUCAAGACAAUAAUCAAAUCCCGCGACAGCCUGCAAUUCGACAUGACCGACCUGCGCUCCAAGCACGACGAACUGCGAAGCUCCAGCGGCCUCCUCCAAGCCGAACUCGAAGAGCUCCACCACGACUCAGAACACCUCCGCGCCUCGAUCCGCGAAGCAACCGAGCAGCGCGAACGAGCCAUCUCCUCCCGCGAGCGCGCCGACCGCGAGCGCGACGAAUACGUGCAGAAAUACGAGGAGAAAUGCCGCCAGCUAGAGCGCAUCCACGAGCGGCCGAUGUCGCCUGUUGGCCACAACAACCACCAUCACCAUCAGCGCAGUGGAGCGUAUGAGCGUGUAUUUGGAUCUAUCCGGGAUCAGAUGAUGAUCGGCGGUCGCUCGUCGAGUGUUGCGUCGCGGUCGCGAGUUGCGUCGGGCUCGACUCACCAUCAUGAGGGGGAAUUGAACACGUUGACGGAGGCGUGAAACUCUUGGGACGAUUUUCUUGGUUGGGUCGGGGAUUAUGCCAUGUUUUGUUUGGGGUUCGUUGUGUACCGCUAGGAUGCCUUCGUCGAUGAUCAUUGUGCGUUUUUGAAUGUAUCCUGGAAGUAACAUCAAGAUUCGUGUCUUGUCAUUGUGCUCGAUUAUGGUCGGUUGUCAUCACGAGUGCGACCACAGCGAGUGUGCGCGUUGUCUUGCGGCGGUUGGGCUCA
This is a messenger RNA of Dissoconium aciculare CBS 342.82, 2620 nucleotides long. RefSeq lists its product as uncharacterized. NCBI's taxonomy places the organism in Eukaryota, Fungi, Ascomycota, Dothideomycetes, Mycosphaerellales, Dissoconiaceae. Gene Ontology annotation, molecular function: double-stranded DNA binding; cohesin loader activity. The record is from RefSeq and is a predicted model, not a curated record. The transcript has a single exon. Bases 393 to 2393 code for a protein of 666 amino acids. Gene Ontology annotation, biological process: mitotic sister chromatid cohesion.